Molecule: messenger RNA, 3356 nt
Organism: Phragmites australis (common reed)
Lineage: Eukaryota; Viridiplantae; Streptophyta; Magnoliopsida; Poales; Poaceae
Product: histone-lysine N-methyltransferase EZ1-like
Exons: 17
Coding region: 133-2997 (954 amino acids)
Biological process (GO): chromatin remodeling
Cellular component (GO): PcG protein complex
Molecular function (GO): histone methyltransferase activity; protein binding
Source: RefSeq, a predicted model, not a curated record
CGAGCCGCCCAUUUCAAAAUCAUCCAUCCCCCCUCGUCACCUCGCCUCCCUCCUCUCCCCCACCAAGCGACUCGGCGCCCAACUCGUGGGGGAGGCGGGAGCGUGCGCUCGAGGGCUAGGGUUUCGCGCGCCAUGGAGGCGGCGGCGGCGUUGUCCGCGUCUGCCUCGGCGUCUGCGGGCCGGUCGCACCCAUCUACCAGCGCCGCCCAGGCUCCCAGUAUUACGGCUGUGAGAUCUGAAGAAGAAAAUGUUGUCUCUCGCUAUGUUUUAUCUGUUAUUGACUCAUUGAAGAAAAGAAUUACAGCAAAUCGAUUUACUUACAUUAAGAAUAGGAUAGAGCAGAACAAGAUUAAUCUCAGCACCUUUACGCAGAAUGCUUACAAUUUGUCAAAAACUAGGCAAAAUAAUACAUCAAAUGGUACUGAUGUUGUAUCGAAUUUUCUCACGAAAAGGCAAGAUGAUGCACUGAGCACCUUGCAUAGUCCUGAAAUUUGUCCUGCUGACAAAGAUGGUGACAAUUGCCAAGAAGAAAAUUCUUUCUCCACAUCGAAUGCUGUUUUGGGUGGAAAUCUUGGUGCAAGGAAUGCCAUUCGACCGAUCAAACUACCAGAAGUGCCAAAGCUUCCACCUUACACGACAUGGAUAUUUUUGGACAGGAACCAGAGGAUGACAGAGGACCAAUCUGUACUUGGUCGGCGAAGGAUUUACUAUGAUGCAAGUUGUGGCGAAGCCUUAAUUUGCAGCGAUAGUGAAGAUGAAGCCAUUGAGGACGAAGAAGAGAAAAAUGGAUUCAAACAUUCUGAAGAUUGCAUUAUUCGCCCUAGUGAAGAUGGUGUUGGUGUUUUGAAGGAUAAGGAACAAAAGAAAGAGUUCACAGAUGCUGAAGAUUUUAUUUUUCGGAUGACAAUUCAAGAAUGUGGCCUAUCUGAUGCUGUGCUGGAAGCGCUAGCUCAACAUUUUGUGAGGGCUGCUGAUGAUAUAAAGGCUAGGUAUGAGAUCCUACACGGUGAGAAAACUGAGGAUUCUUCUAAGAAAAUGAUUGAAUAUAAUGCCAAAGUGGAACAUUUGUACUGUGACAAGGAUUUGGACGCAGCAUUGGAUUCCUUUGACAAUCUCUUUUGUCGACGAUGUCUAGUUUUCGAUUGCAAACUACAUGGGUGUUCUCAAGAUUUAGUAUUUCCUACAGAAAAACAACCAGCUUGGAGUGGCAUGGAUGAUGGUAUACCUUGUGGCAUUCAUUGUUAUAAAAUGGUCUCCAAACUAAAUUCUGUAGCUGCAACAGAUUCUCACAUGCUUGUUGAUGCUGAGGAGCCAACUCACUCAUCAGACAAUGCAACAAACCAGCCAGGCCUAAAAAGGAAAAAGCAUGGUUCCAGUGGAAGAAAAACCAAAUCUCAACAAAGUGAAAGCUCUUCAACUGCAAGAGUUGCCUCAGAAAGCAGUGACUCAGAAAUACAUCCAAUAAGCAGUAAAUCUCCACAACACUCUCCUAGUCCCUCAAAAGUUAAAAUUGGCUCAAAAGGUGGAAUCAGGAAAGUUACCAAUAGAAGAAUUGCUGAACGAAUUCUUAUGAGUGUGAAAAAAGGACAAAGGGAAAUGCCACAAUCGGACUCUAGUUCUCUUAGUGGAUCCCUUUGGGCAAGGGACAUGAAACUUAGAUCCGAUACACGAAACGGAAAUAAGGAUUCAUUUGUAUCUUCUCAAUCCAAUUCUCCAAGCACAAGAAGUUCUAGAAAGAAGAGCACACAUCAAAUUGGGAAUAACUCAGUUUUUGCUGAAGCUCAGAAUGAUUCAAUGGAGGAAACAAACAACCAACAUUCGGCAACAGCUGGUUACGAUAGUUCAAGGAAAGAAGAAUUUGUUGACGAGAAUAUAUGCAAGCAGGACGAUAACUGUAGAUCCUGGAAGGUGAUUGAGCAGGGACUUCUGGUGAAAGGAUUAGAGAUUUUUGGAAGGAACAGUUGUUUAAUUGCUCGAAACCUUCUUGGUGGAAUGAAAACAUGCAGAGAUGUUUCUCAGUAUAUGAAUUAUAUUGAAAACAGUAGUGCAUCUGGAGCUCUUAGUGGUGUUGAUUCUCUUGUUAAAGGAUAUAUAAAGGGUAAUGAGUUGCGUGCGAGAUCAAGGUUUUUUAGAAGGCGAGGUAAAGUCCGUCGUUUGAAAUACACCUGGAAAUCUGCAGGUUACCAUUUCAUAAGGAAAAGGAUUACAGAAAGGAAGGAUCAGCCCUGUCGACAGUAUAAUCCUUGUGGGUGUCAAUCUGCAUGUGGGAAGCAGUGUCCAUGUCUCACAAAUGGGACAUGCUGUGAGAAAUACUGUGGAUGUCCAAAAAUAUGCAAGAAUCGUUUUCGAGGUUGUCAUUGUGCAAAGAGUCAGUGUCGCAGCCGCCAAUGUCCAUGCUUUGCUGCUGACAGGGAAUGCGAUCCUGAUGUUUGCAGAAACUGCUGGGUCGGGUGUGGUGAUGGUACAUUGGGAGUCCCAAACCAGAGAGGAGAUAAUUAUGAAUGCCGGAACAUGAAAUUGCUUCUUAAACAACAACAAAGGGUCUUACUUGGAAGAUCUGAUGUUUCUGGCUGGGGAGCGUUCCUUAAGAAUAGUGUUGGCAAACAUGAAUAUCUCGGCGAGUACACUGGGGAACUUAUCUCCCACAAGGAAGCAGAUAAGCGGGGAAAGAUAUACGACCGUGAAAAUUCAUCAUUCCUUUUCAAUUUGAAUAAUGAGUUCGUUCUUGAUGCGUACAGAAUGGGUGACAAGUUGAAAUUUGCCAACCAUUCCCCUGAUCCAAAUUGCUACGCCAAGGUUAUCAUGGUAGCAGGUGAUCAUAGGGUAGGCAUAUUUGCCAAAGAACGGAUCAACGCUGGCGAGGAGCUGUUCUAUGAUUACCGCUACGAGCCUGACCGAGCCCCUGCCUGGGCUCGGAAGCCUGAGGCUGGAGGAAAGGACGACGGGCAACCGUCCAAUGGGCGCGCAAAGAAGCUUGCCCAAAACACUAGAGCUUGAUUCUGAUUCUUUCAUUGGAGAGCCUAAAAUUUGGUAGUCAUUCCGACUGAUGGAAGCCUGCCAUUCCUAGGCCACUGAUUUAGUCGGAUACUUGUCAAUGCAACUUGAAUAUUUUGUGAUUUAUUGUUAUGAAUUCACCAUGGCUGCUGGUCCUGCCAUCCGUAGAUUUAGCUGGCGGGCGGCUGAUCUGAUGUAACAUGAGCUGACUGAUAGGUUGCGUAUACUCCUUUAGAGCCAGAUUCUUGUGGAGUACGAUUAGAGUGAUUUUGAAGCAAAAAGUUGUAUACCAAAUACUGGAGCUCCUGUUUACUGUAUCCCCAAAGCCAAAAGAAAAGAAGGCUCGACAAAUUUAUGUCAAA